Messenger RNA from Culex quinquefasciatus (southern house mosquito), 2114 nucleotides. RefSeq lists its product as uncharacterized. The transcript is spliced from 6 exons. Bases 51 to 2087 code for a protein of 678 amino acids. The record is from RefSeq and is a predicted model, not a curated record. NCBI's taxonomy places the organism in Eukaryota, Metazoa, Arthropoda, Insecta, Diptera, Culicidae.
UGCCAAUUCCCCUUCUCAACAAGUUGGACACUUUACAGACCGUUGCAAAGAUGUCUUCGUUCGCGCGCUUUGCAGUGAUAAUAAUCCUCCUACCAACUAUCCAGCAGAUCGUGGCCACUCAGCUUCCUGCCUCAUUGCCAAUCUUCCAGUUCGAUCAGCCUUCUUCCUCAGUGCCAAUCUUCCAGUUCGAUGAUCCGUACCAGUGCCGGGCCAACUUGGGGACGUACUGCUUCGUCAGCACGCUCCGCCGCAUCCCGGAAAAUGCCCGCACCAACCGGGAGUACCCACGGCGGCUGUCGGUGCACUUCCGGCGGGAACUGCUCGAGUGGGGCCUCUGCACGAAGCAGUGCGGUGCCGACGUUUCCCAUUUGACUAAAGCCGACCGGGCACUUCUGAAGCGGCCACACUUUUCGUCGUCCUCGCUGAAGUAUCCCGAUCGUUACUUCCCGGAGCGGAUCUACAUGGAGAAACUCUUCGGGGAUCUGAUGCAGGUCUGCGUCAACUAUAGAUUGCUGGUGCUGUACAACUUCAAGGGAUAUCCGGACUUGGAGAAUUGCAUCACCAGUACCCACAUGCCGUGGCAGUUCUUAGACUGGUACGUCUGCUUAUUCUACAUGAUUUUGUUUACCUGGAUCAUCAGCUUUUCGAUGUGCAACGUACUGGACCUUUGCGGUCCACGACUGUUUCGCAGAUACAAGAUCGUCCAAGCUGCUUCGAUCCGCCUAAACUGGAUCCGCUUGACCAAGUACGACAUCGAGGACAAGCUCUCGGAGAUUCGCUGCAUCGAAGGGUUGCGCUUCUUGCUGAUCCUAGCCACGAUCGCGUUCAACUGUUUUAUGCUGAUGAUCACCUUUCCGGUGGACAAUCCGGAGAAGGUCGAGCAACUGCUGAAUAACCCCUUGGUGAUCAACAUCCUUAGCUGUAUGUUCUGGAUCAUUCCGGCCUUUCUCACGAUCGAUGGAUUUCUGUUGAUGUGCCAUUUUUUGAACUUUCGCGAGAAGUGCAAGGAAUUUUGUGCCUGCUACUUCUGGUACGAAUUUUUGAAUCGUCUCGUGGAAAGCUAUCCACUUUACACGAUGGUUUUGCUGUACACCUCGAUCAUGGACACGGUCUGGGGUGGCGCUCCGAGUGUUGGGCGGUAUCUGAUGAUGACGAGAGAGGCUCGCUUCUGUCGGAAGAACGUUUGGAGCAACCUGCUGCUGGUGAACAAUUACCCCUCGACGUCGCUGGAAAUGUGCUACGCCCCGGGCUGGUACUUUGCCGCAAGUACGCACAUGUUCGUGCUAGGAUCGGCACUGUUGUGCCUCACUUGGGUAUUUCCAAAAAUCAUCAAGUACAUCAAGUGGACAGUUCCAAUGAUCGCGAUCAUUCUACCAGGAGUUGGAGCUUACCUGUUUCCAAGUGCCCCACUUCCUCCGCUUCAGCUCAAUGACAUACAAUCAGGAUUCAUGUACCAAACAUGGUACCGGAUGAUGUAUCUGCCAACUCACAUGAACGCCGGAUGCUACCUCGUAGGAAUGCUGUCCGGCUACUACAGCCAAAAGUCCAAGAUCGUCGAGGUUUGCCUGUUUCAGAAUAAGGUCUACAAGUGGAUCAAACAACUCUCAUUCCCAGCGGUACUCUUCACAGCCUGCACGCCGUUUCUGUUCUACAGGCUCAACAUUGUUCGACCUGGUCUGCUUACAUCGGUCUACGCGAUCCUCUUCAACAACUCCUCUUCCAUCUUCCUGGCCGUGUGUCUGCUGGAGAAUUUCCGGAACAUCCCGCGCAUCCUCAUCCGAUGUAUCGAGACCCCGCUCUUCGUCAUCCCAACCCGGCUCAGCUUCUCUCUGUACGUGAUCCAUCCGAUCGUACUGCGUUGGUUCCUUUCGCUGGGCGAUCCUCGCGAUGGGUUUGAGAUGGCCAAAUACCCGCUACUGUUUGUGAAGGUGUUUGUGAUCACGUUUCUGCUGGCCGUUGCAAUGUACCUGUUUGUAGAGGAACCUGCACGGAAAUUUUUGGGUUCGAUACUACUCAAAAAACAGGUCCGUGGUGAUUUCUCGAGAAAUGUCCGCAUUGCACCGCUGGAGAUGGCCCGUAGAUAUUAAGAUUGCUACAAUACUUGAAUUUUUCCU